Piliocolobus tephrosceles (Ugandan red Colobus) is the source of this 3750-nucleotide messenger RNA. Its product is annotated as zinc finger protein 517. The transcript has 6 exons. Gene Ontology annotation, cellular component: nucleus. Gene Ontology annotation, molecular function: RNA polymerase II cis-regulatory region sequence-specific DNA binding; DNA-binding transcription activator activity, RNA polymerase II-specific. The coding region runs from base 1734 to 3200 and encodes 488 amino acids. The record is from RefSeq and is a predicted model, not a curated record. Gene Ontology annotation, biological process: regulation of transcription by RNA polymerase II. NCBI's taxonomy places the organism in Eukaryota, Metazoa, Chordata, Mammalia, Primates, Cercopithecidae.
GCCUGAGCGCCCGGCGCCCUGCGCUCCUCCCCGCGCGGUCCCGGCGGCCCAGGGUGAGUCGGCCCCGGCCGCGGGGCGGGGACUGGGAGGGGCGCGUUCCUCGAAGCCCGACCCAGUGGAGGCUGCAGCCACCGGAGUGGGCGCCCGGAGCUCGACAGGGAGCGGACCUGCAGCCGGCACUGCCGCCUCCGCUCGCCUUGGGUCCGUAACCCUCCUCGGGGCGAAGGGCCCUGCGCCCCGGUCCAUGCUGGCUGUGGUCGGGGGCGUGCGGCCGGACCCCAGAGACCCGCUCCGCCUAGGCGGACGGCUGCGCAGAGAUGAGGCUGCAGGCCGGGAGGCCUGGCGAUGUGGGGCGGCUCCGGGAAGAACCAGGCUCUGCCUCUUGCAUCCGCCCGAUGGCGGGCUCUUCCCCGCAGCCUCGCUCCCCGGCGGAAGCCGUUUCCCGCAGCUUUCAUUCACCCUGCGCAGAGGCUGAGGCUGAGGCUGAGGCAGGAGAAUGGCGUGAACCCGGGAGGCGGAGCUUGUAGUGAGCCAAGAUCGCACCGCUGCACUCCAGCCUGGGCGACAGAGGGAUACUCCGUCUCAAAACAACAGCGACAAUAAGCGUUAACAUUUGAACUGAAACCUGCUGGCCGAGAGAAGCAGCCACAGAUCCCUGAGGAGAAACUCCCAGGCGGGGGAACAGAGAGAAGGCUGGCAUGGCUGCGGCGUAGUGAGCAGGGUGCCCCAGGUUCCCGAGGAACAGGGCUUAUUCUGUGUAAGGAGGAAGGUGACCCCUCCUAGUCUUCUAGACCCCGGUUAAAUGUUACUUCCGCCAGUAACAUUUCUUGGUGGUCCUCCUUCUAAAUUAGCACCCUCCUCCCCUUGACAUUUUCUCUGUCAGCACUCGCAGCAACAGUUUGCUCUGUUGUCAUCAUAUCACUGCUCGAUUAUUUUUAGCCCAGUGCUGUUUAAUCUGAUUGAAGGUUUAUUUCCUAAUUCCAAAGAUAGAGCUAAAAGCAGGUUUUUUCCCCUCUAACCACGUAGCCCCUCCCUGAGUACAUGCACUCCCUAGACAUGAGCAAACAAAAAGCAGCAGUGGUAACUUACCCUCCUAGUCCAAGUCCAACCGUAGUCCGGGGUUGCAGUUCUUACCAGAGUGGAGCGUGGUAUGUGUUGAGGGAUCAGGGGGUCGAGUCUUCUGGCAGCCUCAUACCCUGAGAUACUCUUGGUGGCCUUGUUGGGGUGAGGACAACACGUGUGACCAUCGCAGUGGCCCAGGGGUGAUUCACGAAUCUGUCUGAUGUACUCCCAUCACCCUUCGUACCCUAACAUGUCAAAAGGACUCUGCUGCCAAAUGUCACUUCGCAGCAUUGUGAUCAAGCGGCCGUCCUGCUUCUAAAGGUGGCAUAGUGCUAUGGAGAAAAAUAAAGCAAGGAGCGAGGAUAAGGAAUUCCCAGGCGGAAGGGGAGGUGGCAGUCACAGAAGGCCUCCCAGCAAGGUGACAGCCAGCAAACAUUGGAGGGAGUGGGUGUUCCAGUGGAGAAGCUUGGGUGCAGCUGCUCCUUGGGACGUGAAGGAGGUGGCUGAUGUGAUUGCCCCUGCACUUUACCCUCUCCUGCUCCCUUCUGGAUCUGAAGGGGCCUUUUGGGGGGCUGGAGAGCCUUAGGCCUGGGCUCCUUCCAUUCAUGGCUCUAUGUUCCCCUGGAAUUCACUGCCUCUAGCACCUGCUCCUCCUCAGAGGGUACCCUGGAAUGACGAUGGCACUCCCGAUGCCUGGAACCCAGGAGGCUGUUGUGUUCGAGGAUGUGGCUGUGUACUUCACGAGGAUAGAAUGGAGUUGCCUGGCCCCCGACCAGCAGGCCCUCUACAGGGACGUGAUGCUGGAGAACUAUGGGAACCUGGCCUCGCUAGGCUUUCUUGUUGCCAAACCGGCACUGAUCUCCCUCUUGGAGCAAGGAGAGGAGCCGGGGGCCUUGAUUCUGCAGGUGGCUGAACAGAGCGUGGCCAAAGCCAGCCCGUGCACAGAUUCCAGGAUGCAGGCCGGGGUCAUGGAGUCUCCUCUGCAGAGAAAGCUCUCCAGGCAGGCAGGACUGCAGGGCACCGUGUGGGGGUGCCUCCCUGGGGGGCACCCCGCACCACCCCACCCACGUGGCAGUCCUGAGGACGGGUCAGAUAAACUUACCCACCCCCGGGCUCGGGAGCGCAGCGCCUCCCCAAGGGUUCUGCAGGAAGACCCGGGCCGGCCUGUGGGGAGCUCAGCCCCCCGCUACAGGUGCGUGUGCGGCAAGGCGUUCAGAUACAACUCACUGCUGCUCAGGCACCAGGUCAUCCACACCGGCGCCAAGCCCUUCCAGUGCACGGAGUGCGGGAAGGCCUUCAAGCAGAGCUCCAUCCUGCUGCGGCACCAGCUGAUCCACACUGAGGAGAAGCCGUUCCAGUGCGGCGAGUGCGGCAAGGCCUUCCGGCAGAGCACGCAGCUGGCUGCCCACCACCGCGUCCACACCCGCGAGCGGCCCUACGUGUGCGGCGAGUGCGGCAAGGCCUUCAGCCGCAGCUCCCGGCUGCUGCAGCACCAGAAGUUCCACAGCGGGGAGAAGCCCUUCGCGUGCACCGAGUGCGGCAAGGCGUUCUGCCGCAGGUUCACCCUCAACGAGCACGGCCGCAUCCACAGCGGGGAGCGGCCCUACCGGUGUCUGCGGUGUGGGCAGCGCUUCAUCCGAGGGUCCUCGCUCCUGAAGCACCACCGGCUGCACGCCGAGGAGGGCCCCCAGGACGGCGGCGCGGGGCAGGGCGCCUUGCUCAGAGCGGCGCAGAGGCCGCAGGUGGGGGACCCGCCGCACGAGUGCCCGGUGUGCGGGAGGCCGUUCCGACACAACUCCCUGCUGCUGCUGCACCUGCGCCUGCACACGGGCGAGAAGCCGUUCGAGUGCGCGGAGUGCGGCAAGGCCUUCGGUCGCAAGUCCAACCUCACUCUGCACCAGAAGAUCCACACCAAGGAGAAGCCCUUCGCGUGCACCGAGUGCGGCAAGGCCUUCCGCAGGAGCUACACGCUGAACGAGCACUACCGGCUGCACAGCGGCGAGAGGCCAUACCGGUGCCGCGCCUGUGGGAGGGCCUGCAGCCGGCUGUCCACCCUCAUCCAGCACCAGAAGGUGCACGGCCGCGAGCGCCAGGAGGACACGGAGGGCAGGCGGGCGCCCCGCUGGGCUUCCCGAUGAUGGGGACGACAGGCCGAGGAUUCACGCGGGAGGCCCACUCAAGCCAGCGGGGCCCCAGCGCAGAAAUUCAGAACCCCACGUCUUGAAGGUGCAGCGAAGUCUGAAGAAAGGGCCAGCUCCCACCAAGAGCUCAGCUGCUUGCUCUAGCCGGGCAGUGGGGAGGGAAAGGGCACCGGGCAGCCCGUGGUGUGGCCUCAGGAACUGCCAUCAGCCGCCAUUUCCUGGGACCUUCCGGAAAUGUCCAGGAGCGCAGAAGUGAGGGAGGGAGGGGCAGCUAUGCUCAGUCCCCAAAGAGCAGGGCACAGGGGACACCACAGACGCAUAUGCAGCCUGGCACAGCCAGGCCUUAGCACCAGGCCCUGUGUGGCGGUGAAUUUCAGGUGUUGUAAAGCCGACUCACAGGAUAGAAUGUGCCUCAGCUGCCUGCCACGUCUCCUGCCUGUAAUCCCAUCACUUUGGGAGGCUGAGGCAGGAGGUUUGCUUAAGCCCAGGAGUUUGAGACCAGCCUGGGCAACAUGGUGAAACUUCUCUACAAAAAAUUUAAAAAUCA